Fusarium oxysporum Fo47 is the source of this 1910-nucleotide messenger RNA. Its product is annotated as GDP-mannose transporter. The coding region runs from base 462 to 1634 and encodes 390 amino acids. The record is from RefSeq and is a predicted model, not a curated record. Gene Ontology annotation, cellular component: Golgi apparatus. Lineage: Eukaryota; Fungi; Ascomycota; Sordariomycetes; Hypocreales; Nectriaceae. The transcript is spliced from 4 exons. Gene Ontology annotation, molecular function: GDP-mannose transmembrane transporter activity; antiporter activity.
CUUACGCGGCGCAAGAAAAAAAAGAGUGGAAAAGGUCUUACCGGGAUCCUUAUCGCCUUAGUUGAAUGUAGCCAAGUUGGCCAAGAACGGACGCAAGCCCCCUUUUCCUCACUUCCCUCAAUUGUACCGUGCAGCAGAAGUUACAGUGAUACACCCUUUUUUCUCUUAUUCCCUAUCCCUCCCUAUCCCUAUCCACUCACUUGACUUGGCAUCUCCACGGUGGCCUUUGGUUGAUUGACUGGAUCGAUUUUUUAUCUGGAGCCCUUCGCUUUUCUCGUCUUGUCUUGUCUUGUCCUGUCCCGCAUAUCGUAUCGUAUCGCUUCGUGUUCUUUUCGAGAUUCGUCAUUCUCUGCUACGCAUUGAAUCACUGUUGAACGACAUUCCGGCCGUUCGUCCACUCUUUUUUUAGAAGCCGUUUAAUCGCUUGCGACCGACCAACCGACCGACUCGACGCCGCAGCCAUGGCUGACCAGAACAAGAAGAACGACGACUUCGUUGCCAAGAUGCCCGAGUCUGCCAACGAGAACAACAUUGGUGAUGGUGACAAGGAGAACGACUCCCUUGUUGGCCGCGGUCCAGGCACUGAUGCCCUCCCCGCGCAGCCUUCAGGCUUCAUGAACAAGAUCGAGAACAGCGGGCCAUUCUCUAUUCUUGCUUACUGUCUGUCUUCUAUUUCCAUGACCGUCGUCAACAAGUAUGUUGUGUCUGGUACAUCAUGGAACCUUACUUUCUUCUACCUCGCUGUUCAGUCCAUUGUCUGUAUUGUUGCCAUCACAGCAUGCAAGCAAUUCGGCAUGAUCAAGUCCCUUGCUCCCCUUGAGAUGGACCGCAUCAAGAAGUGGUACCCAAUUUCGCUCGUCCUUGUUGGUAUGAUCUACACAAGCACCAAGGCUCUGCAGUACCUCUCCGUGCCUGUCUACACCAUCUUCAAGAACUUGACCAUCAUCGCCAUUGCUUAUGGUGAGGUCCUCUGGUUUGGUGGUUCCGUCACACCCAUCGCCCUCUCUUCUUUCGGUCUCAUGGUUCUGAGCUCUGUGGUUGCUGCCUGGGCUGAUAUCAAGAGCGCUAUCUCUGGUGACUACAGCGCUACUACUGGUGAUGCUGAUGCGCUUGCGACUCUGAAUGCCGGUUACUUCUGGAUGGCGAUGAACGUCUUCUGCUCUGCUUCUUAUGUUUUGGGCAUGCGCAAGGUUAUCCACAAGAUGAACUUCAAGGAUUGGGACACCAUGUACUACAACAACCUUCUCACCAUUCCUGUCCUUGUCUUCUUCUCUCUCGUCACUGAGGACUGGUCCAGCGCCAACUUCGCCAAGAACUUCCCCGAGGACUCGCGCAACCGUAUCUUCAUCGGCAUCAUCUACUCAGGUCUGGCCGCUAUCUUCAUUUCUUACUGCUCCGCCUGGUGCAUCCGAGUCACCUCUUCCACCACCUACUCCAUGGUUGGUGCUCUCAACAAGCUGCCCAUCGCCGUCUCUGGUCUCGUCUUCUUCGCUGCUCCCGUUACCGUUGGAAGUGUUUCAGCCAUCUUCAUCGGUUUCGUCUCGGGUAUCGUUUAUGCUUGGGCCAAGGUCAAGGAGAAUGAGGCCAAGAAGAACGCUCUUCCUACAGCUGAGAGCCGAGAGCCAUCAAAGUAAAUUUGACAUGGCACGGCGAUGGCUUGUUAGGGCUGCUGUCACCAUUCUGCAAGGCUCAUUAGCUAAUUGGCCAUUUUUGGCCAAUAUUUCCAUUUAGUCUGGUUAGACCUGAACGACAAUAAUGUACCGUUCCACGGUAUUUGAACGACACAAGUAAUGUAGACAUUUUUUUGUAUAACGUCGGGGGCAAGAGCUCGCUAUCUCGAUGGGGUUUUAGGGUGUCAUUUAAAAGCGUUUAUAGACCUGCUUCAAUACACUGUCUUUUUGCUACUGCAA